AUGAGCUGGGAAAUAUUCAAAAAAGAGUAUUACAAUCUUUAAAAUUCAUUAAAGCAAGAACUUAACUUGAUUAAUCAGAUUUCGCUUAACAUUUCUAAACAGAUUAUGGAUUUGGAAGGCACUGUUGAUCAUGAAGGAGGUUUAAAAAAAUAACAUAAAAAAGGCAGUUAAGGAAAAAAUAUAGACCAAAAUUUUGAGGAGUUUAAUAUUCAUGAAUAGGAAGCAAAAAAUUUGAUAGAAUAAACAGAAAAGUUGAUCUAAAAUGUAGAAAUUUAGUAGGAUGACAAACAAGCUUUUGUAAAAAAUAACCUUAUAUAAAGAUUUAAAGAAAUUUUAAAGGAAAGUUAAAGAGAGCAUAAACAACUAUCGUAAACAGUAGACUUUAAUAAGAAAAAAAUGUAAUUGUUUGAGCAGGCAAUUUACACUAAAUCAUAAAGAAAGCACAUAGGCGAUAAUUAAGAUGAUGAAGAAGAUAAAUAGCUCCUUAAAAAUGUUAUUUAGUUAGAUUCUUCUUUAAACAAGAGUAAUAGCAUUAUAAGAGAAGCUUAGUUGAUAAAAAGCUAGCUUUAUAAUUAGAAUUAGUCUCUUAAGCUUUCCAAUUCGAAAAUGCAAGCAAUUGCAAAUGCCCUACCAUAAAUAGAGUAGUUUUUGAUGAAAAUAAAAUUUGAAGAACAUAAAAGAUAGAUAAUUAUUUCAUUUGUCAUAGCAAUUUGCAUAAUAUUAAUGAUAUAAAAGAUUUUAUUCAGUUGA
This is a messenger RNA of Tetrahymena thermophila SB210, 750 nucleotides long. RefSeq names its product transmembrane protein, putative. Gene Ontology annotation, biological process: vesicle fusion; endoplasmic reticulum to Golgi vesicle-mediated transport. The record is from RefSeq and is a predicted model, not a curated record. Gene Ontology annotation, cellular component: Golgi membrane; cis-Golgi network; SNARE complex. The transcript is spliced from 6 exons. Lineage: Eukaryota; Ciliophora; Oligohymenophorea; Hymenostomatida; Tetrahymenidae. Gene Ontology annotation, molecular function: SNAP receptor activity.